GUUCUGCCUCUCCUGAAUGAAUGACAUCAUGUGGGCUGCUGUCGGUCUCCAUCUGCGACAUGACACCGUCACACAGUAACGGUUACAGGUUUAUUUAAAAAUCUGCCGUUACACUGCACGCGGCAAAGAGUGAUGCAGCAGAAGUUGUGUUCCAGAGGUUCUGGUUCUUUCCUCUUGGAGAGGAACGGCCAGGCUUGUGGUGCCAUUUCCAUAACCUCCUGUGACCUUCCCUUCCGCUGCCCACGCUGUGGUGAGCAGGAGCGUUUCGGCAGCCUGGCUUCACUCCGCACCCACCUGGAGUACCGACACUCAUACCGCUCGUCCGAUGGUUACAGCAUCACUGGCAAACUCCCCGACCCACUGACUUCUGCAAUACCCUGGUACGACAUGAGCCUCCCAACCCGCAGGGGGCAGCAGAGCAUGGGGCGGCAACCUCACGCCCGGUCCCUCAGUGACAGCAGAGACAGUGGAUACCUCCAUUCCUACAGCUCUGUAAGGAGACGCACACAGAGUGUUGGGGUGGGAACACAGGCUGAUGAAGAGGAGGAGGAUGACGAUGAAGAGGACGGGGGGACAGAAGAUGAAGAUGCAGGAGAAGAGGAGGAUGAAGACAAUGAUGGUGAAGACAGAGAGGGAGUUAGAAAUGAAGAGGAUGGCAAAAUGUCUGACAAAAAAUCAGAGGUAGGCCACCAUCACCUGAACCACUAUCACCUCCCGUUCCCUACUCCUGCGCCACUCGGCCCCCCUCCAGAUGGGGACCUGGAUUUCGACCUGGACCUGGUUGAGCAGAACUCAUUCUCUGGCUUGGAGACAGCAGCAGCCUCCGCUGCAGUUCGACGGCGACUGACCAGCAUCCUGCGGGCAGCUGACAGCACCAUGCAGCGCAGACUGGCCAAGGUGAGCACAGAGCUCGCCCAGACUGACACAGAGCUCCUAUGUGAGCGCGCUCACUCGCAGCACCUGGCCCAGGAGAGGCAGGAAGUGGCUGACAGGGAGAGGUCACUGAGCCGGCAGGUGGACGUGGCUGUCAUGGUGAUCGCUGCAUUGAGGGAACAGCUUAACGCUUCUGAGAAUGAACUGGAACGCAGAGAGAGGGAGGUGAUAACCAUCCAGAAGUUUCUGGAAGCAGCAGCUCGACAGGAGACAUGUGGAAAAGUUCGAAUUCAGCAGUUCAUUGAGAACCUGCUAAGACGUAUCGCUCUGGCCGAGAGGCUGGUGGAGUAUUACCAGGUCAACGGCAGCCCGCAACAGUGCAACCACUACAAGUACCAGCAGCCAACUGAUAAUGGUCCUCACAGAAUCACUAAAAGCAGGUCAGCGGGGGGUCAGCUGUCCUCGUCUGGCCACCAUGAUAACAGAACCCACUCCUCACAGUUUGGUGGCCGUCCUCUGUUUGCCAAACCCUGUGGGGAACGAGACCGAGAGCGGGAGCAUCGGGAGCGUCUCGCCCAGUCAUCCAGGCUGUUCUGCCGACCUGAACACAGAGACGACAUCUGGAACCACCAGCGGCGCCGCUCAGCCGGGUACGAGGCGUAGACAUGUAGAGACAAACCAGAGGAGAGGAGGUGUCAGCAGCUAAAACUUAAUUUUAAUGAUAACUUCAGUGUGUUAACAUGUGGAAAAGAACGGUUAGAUCAUACUUACUUUUUGAAACAUUUAAUCUCAGCUCUGAGGUGAUUAAUACUAACUCAAUACAAUAAUAAUAAAAAUGUCUUAUAUUCUUAAAAGUCUUU
Messenger RNA from Cheilinus undulatus (humphead wrasse), 1733 nucleotides. It is a transcript of the gene znf365, whose product is annotated as zinc finger protein 365. Bases 133 to 1536 code for a protein of 467 amino acids. Gene Ontology annotation, cellular component: centriolar satellite. The record is from RefSeq and is a predicted model, not a curated record. The transcript has 6 exons. Gene Ontology annotation, biological process: regulation of neuron projection development; telomere maintenance; regulation of double-strand break repair via homologous recombination. NCBI's taxonomy places the organism in Eukaryota, Metazoa, Chordata, Actinopteri, Labriformes, Labridae.